AUGGCAUCAAGACAAGGCAAAAAUAAAAUAGAAAUAACGUUAAAAAGCAUAACCACUCCCAUACUGCCUGUUUUAAAUAAAAAUUUUGUAUUUGAUGGAAAAAAGGCAGCAAUGCUAGAUUAUGAAAUUGAAACGCAAUUACAAAAAUUUAAAUGCGCAAAUAAAUACCAAGCAGGCAAUUUUAAUUGCACUGUAGAUCCACUUACCUGUUCAUGUCGACCAGCUGACGAUAAUGUAAAUUGUCUUUGUACAGAAAUUAUUAAAGAUGAACAAAUUUUUCAAGAAUCGAAUAAUCUCCCUUUCAAUCAUAACGGAAUAUUAGUAAAAGUCGAUUACGGAGAAAUAACAGCUUUUCCCGAUCUAACGUCAGCUGAAGUUCAGAUAAAAAUUGAGGGAAUGAUUUUAAAGACUGAAAUAAGCAUGAAUACUUGUAUAGUCCGAGCAAAUUUGACAGGAUGUUUUGAUUGUAAAAAAGGAGCUCAUGUGGACUUAGAAUGUAAAACAGACUUUGGAUCGACUCUUGCAAACAUAAUUUGCCCGUCGGCGAAAAUGGCAAUACCGUGCCGACCGACAGUUGAAAGAAAGAUUUUGAGUAUACAUUUCUCCACGUCGGAUAUUGACGAGACGUGUGAAGUUUUUUGUGGCAGUUCACCAACAACAUUUCAACUACAAGGCAAACUUGCCUAUCCUGAAGCAGCACUGAAUGAUGUAAUUUGGAACGAAGAAUAUGGAAACAAAACCGCACCACAUUGGCACUUGAAGCUACCAAAUAUGGAUAUUACCAACCUUUUAAAAUUACUCAUUUUCCCGCGCUACCUUUUCCUUUUAAUAAUUUCAAUCUUUUUACUCAUCUUAAUGUUUUAUUGUAUUCUACCCUUACUAACUCGCUUUAUCUUUUCUUGUAUCCUAAAUACUUUUGUUGCGCGGAGUGUUGGAAAUAAUGUUAAAUUACAAUCAAAAUAUGUGUGA
Molecule: messenger RNA, 969 nt
Organism: Meloidogyne enterolobii
Lineage: Eukaryota; Metazoa; Nematoda; Chromadorea; Rhabditida; Meloidogynidae
Source: the annotation of a GenBank genome assembly